Messenger RNA from Penicillium egyptiacum, 567 nucleotides. Lineage: Eukaryota; Fungi; Ascomycota; Eurotiomycetes; Eurotiales; Aspergillaceae. The record is from the annotation of a GenBank genome assembly.
AUGAGCGACUUUCCACCGCCAGGGACUGCCGUCACGACAAGGGGUUUCAGAGAAGUGUGCCAGGUUGAAGGCCGUACAUACUUCAGGAAGAGGGGUGAACAGGAGUGGACGGAGGACACUUCUAACCCGGAGGAGUCGAAGCCACCCGCCGAAAAUCCCCAUCUCUAUCUCUAUCUCGUGCAAGAAGAACAAUCCCCGGGAGAACCCAACCAUUGGGCACUCUUCCUUGCCGACGAGAACGAGCCUGAAUACGGCUAUGUUUACCAAGUCACGGGAGAUGCACAGAAUAUGAAAUACGACCCGUCGGCUGAUAAGAUCAAUGUUGUUGAUACUGGCCUUACUUCCAAUAUCUAUUGCCUGGCUGUUGUGUCUGAAGAUCAGGCCAGGGCGGCCAAGCUGGUGAAAUGGGCUGCGGAGCAGGAGCCUCCCCCACAAGCGGAGAAUCGGAAGUCUGUUACGGAGAAUUGCCAGGGGUGGACUGUGCGUGUUAUUGAUAGGCUGGUUAAAGAGAAAAUUGUUAUGCCUCAAAAGCUUCAGGUGGCAAAGUCCUUGAUGCAGGCCGUUUGA